AUGUCUAGCCUUAUCAGCAAUCAAGACAACAGCCCUUUCAAGGCAAGAAGAACAUCUUCAACAGUAUCAAAUCAAAGUACUCUAAGCACCCACGAGAUUGAGUACAUGUCACUUCGAGACGAAAACCUUUGCUACGAAGAUGACGCUGAUUUCCAUAUUUUCAUUGAUGCCAUGGAUCGCGUCGAUGAGCUCGUCACACAAAUCACUUCUUCGCCUCAGGAGGGGCGAAGACAUUCAAUGAGCCGCGUAAUAUUCAGUGGACUCAAACUACGCCGAGGAAGUCAGGAUCGACACAACAGCACUCACUAG
This is a messenger RNA of Fusarium poae, 309 nucleotides long. RefSeq lists its product as uncharacterized. The coding region runs from base 1 to 309 and encodes 102 amino acids. Lineage: Eukaryota; Fungi; Ascomycota; Sordariomycetes; Hypocreales; Nectriaceae. The record is from RefSeq and is a predicted model, not a curated record. The transcript has a single exon.